UGUUCGAUAAUCAAAAUGGUGCUUAACUUUUCAGCAUUAAGUACGUAAAACUGCAGAACUGUAAUUUAAAAAACAAUGUGGAACUUAUUUUAAAACGAAUUAAAAUUGUUGACCGAUGUGAUUAGCAAAUAUUUUAGCAGUAUGUUAUCAGACGAAGGCGAAGCGGAUUCUUCUUCAAAAUGUAAAACCACUAUUACGAAUAGAGACUCAUCUAGCGAUGAUCUCAGAAGAACUGCUUCUAGGAAGAGGAAAAGUAAUUUUUGUAUCGAAUCGAGCGAUUCGGAUAGCGACAGUUCAUUGGCAAGGGUCGUCUUAAGAAAGAAGAAACCAAGAGUUGUUAAUUCAGACUCCUCCUCAGACUCAGACAUAGUGCGUGUGCCUACACUAGGGAAUGUCAACAGAAUAAUUGAUGAUGAAUAUUCAAGCAGUGAUAGUAGCUGGUCAUCUGAUAAUGAAAGUUGUAAUAUAAGUAGGAGCAACGCAAUUGCUUCAAAAAUAAAUGAGAAAGGAACCAUGUCUGAUUCCAGUAACAGUCAUUCUGAGAAGUGUCCCAUUUGCUUAUUGUCAUUCAAAGGCCAAGAAAUUGGAUCGCCGGAAACGUGUGAUCAUGUAUUUUGUGCUGUUUGCAUUGAGAAAUGGUCUAAAAAUGUCAAUACCUGUCCAGUAGAUCGUUUAUCAUUUGGAAUGAUCUUGGUUCGAGAUAAGGUAGAGGGUAAAGUUACAAGACAAAUAGUUGUGGAUGCUUCUUCUAGAGAUAACUUUGAAUUAGUUAUUGAUAUGCCAUUUGAGGAUUCUUUAGCAUGUGAAUUUUGUGGCUCAACUGAAAAUGACCAUACUAUGCUUCUUUGUGAUGGUUGUAAUUUGGGUUUUCAUAUGGAAUGUCUGGAGCCCCCCUUAACUCAGCUUCCAGAUGGUGAUUGGUAUUGUCCAACAUGUCAGAGAUAUGUUGGAAGAAGAUCCUCCAGCUCAAGAUGGUUUUCUCGUACGGGUCAAACCGAACGUGCAAUUCGGAGGGUCCGUCAACGCAUCUAUAAUAUUGUGCAGGAGCACAGGAUGAACAGGAUUACUGAUGUCGAUUAUGUUUGGGGAUUAAGGAAUGAAAUUAACAACAGAAAUAGUCAACCACGUCAUCACAACAAGAAGAAAAAAUCAAAGAAGCGAAAAAGCAAGCGAGAACGUAGAAUCAUGAAAGCGAAAAAGAACUCAAAGACACGUCUGGCCGCUCAGUUGGGUAUACGCAACAGUCAGGGACUACUUCAGAACGUAUCAGUUGUUGCUUCUAACCAUGAUCCCACUGAAAAUAUUAGUUUUCAAAGAAGAAUGGCUGGCAUUCCCCAGCUACACCUUUUUGGAAGACAAGAUGAAUUGGACUAUUUUUCGUCAUCGGAAACGGAGAAUAACAAUGACAGUUUUCAGUCAUCUGGAAGUGCUUCUUGUCUAUUGCUCGCACCCGUGGGAAGACCAUCGACGUCUUAUAGAAGGAAUUUGAAAGCUAAAGUAUCCUCACCAACAGCAACUGACGCAGAUGUUCUAGGAAGUAUUCUUGAAUGUCAGGCUAAAUUCCAUUCGAAAAACUAUACAUUAUCGCUGACUGACGAUGGUAGAAUUAAGCUGGACGGCAAGAACUCUAUGUAUAAAACCAAACAGACUCCUCUAGUUACUGAAAGCGAUAGUACAACUCCCUCAUCGACCAACUUCAGUGGCACUAGCAGUGGCAACGCUAACGAUGAGAAUCUUCAAAGUACACAGAGCACUAACGAUUACCAUGGAGGAACGGGAACGUCUGCCUCGGGAAUUGUACAUUGUUCUACUCCUGACGACGCCGACCACGUCCCAAUAGAUUAUUCCUUGCCUCAGUUUUACGAGACAAGCAAUAAGGACGAGAAGAAAAAAGAUAACAAAGACUUGUAUAACCCUGAAGAAGCUAGUGGCGCUAGUGACUCCGAAUUAGAUAUUUACAGCGACAUAGAAACGGUGACGACGAGCAGGACAGAAGAUGCGGGACUAAAGACGUUGAUAAUGCGUCACGCCACUCCCGACGCCUCUUCUGUUCAUUUCGUAGACGAUAAUAACGAGAACGAGAGCGAUACAGAUUUGGUAAUAGACGAUACAGAAAAAAUCGUCGACCAAGACAAAUACGAUCCGGCUUGCGUAUUCGACAGUGACGAUGAAAAAACAGAAGCAGAACCUGCGGUCACCAGCACUGUAGAUUCGACCGGGGAAGGCUCCAUUACUGAAACGUCGGCAGCCAACGUGAAUAUAAAUGCCGAAAUACAAUCAAAUACUGUGCAAUCUUCGUCUUCCAACAAUCAGAACACGUUAAAGGAAAGCGAUGAUGAUGAAUUGCUUGAAGACGACUGCCCUAACUUUAAUAUAUAUUCUACUGAAAGUAUAAAUAUGGCUAAAUCAAACGAUUUGGCCAUGAUGGUAGUGAGUGGAUGUAAAGAAUCAGAAAACACUACACAGAACGUCGAUAAGUCUUCGAUUAAAGUUAUUAAAAUGCAUACAGUUAGUAACGACCAGUUAGAAAGUAGAAUAAAGAAGUGUUCCAUGCCUUUAUACCGCACAGGUGAUGGUCUCUACAGCGAUUCCGAAGAUGAGAAUAUGAUUAAAAUCGAUCGUAAGAAGCCGUUUGGUAUAAACGACCUUCAAACGGAAGACAUCAGCGAAGAAGAACGCAGUUACACACCGUGUUUGGAUGAGCCCCAACAACAUCAUCAUCUCCAACAGCGUCAAGGUCUUGAAGGACUUGAUACUGAAAUGAUUUCCGAUGAUGAUAAAAACGACUUCGACGACGCUAACGAUCCGAAAACUACAUCAGAUGGUGACGCUCUUGAAAUAAACGCCAAAGAGUCGGAACUGGACUUUACAAGAGCUGAAGAGUGUGAAGAAGGCGAGAUAGUGGAUAAAACUAAAAAAAUUGACAAGGAAGAAGAAGAGGAACAGGCAAAAACAAAAGAAAAGGACGAGGAAGCAGAAGAUGACGACAGUAAUAAAGAGAAUGAAACGCAAAAAAAAGAACCGAAUAAUGAUAGAGGAGCUUUGAACGUCACUACCAAUAAUAAUACUACUGGUAAUAAAGACCAGGAAACAGCUACGUUUAAAAAGAUUAGCAAAAGUCAACGAGAGAGAAAUUAUAGAGAGAACAGAAGUCGUAGCAGAAGCAGAUCGCGAGAAAAUACAAAGGGCAAAACAUCUAUCGAUCGCAAAGAACGUCGAAAACGCAAAGAAAUCGAAAUAUAUAAUGUUCGAUCGAUUCUAUCAGACAAACCUCGUCGUGUAAAAGAUCAGUUCGGACGAGAUGUUUCACGACGACUAUCUGAUUCUGGUUCGAGCAGUCGUUCCUUGACACCGCCACCGCAGUCUCCCGUAUUAUCCGGACGUCGUCUUUUUAACUCCGAUUCAUCGCCAUUGAUUGUGACGUCGUCGCGACUUUUAGCCAGAUCAAGAUCGCGUACCUUGUCGUCUUUUCACACGCCGAAUCGUCGACGUUCACGUUCCCAUUCCCGUUCCCGUUCUUACUCACCGGCAGCGACGUUAGCGCCGCGACGAUCUCUAUCCCGAACUCGACGUAGCCGCUCCAAGGAAAAGAAGAAACGGAAACGAACAAAUAAGUCACGAUCGAUGUCCCGCAAACGACGCUAUUCUUACAGUGAGCGCAAGAAAUCUGUUAACAGGUCUCGAUCAAAUAAGGAGAAAAAACGACGAAAAUCUUCUCAAGAUCGGUACAAAGUUAAAGGAAAAAAGGCACGAAGUCGCAGCAUGAAACGGCAAUGUUCUUCGUCUCCCAAGUCACCAUCGCUGCGACGAAGAAACUGGGAACGUCGUAAUUCACGGGGAUGGACGCCUUCUUUAUCUCCAUCAUCUCCCCCAUCCUUCAGGCAUUUGUCUCCAUCGUGGACGCCUCCGCGGCUUCUAAACCAACCCCCUGUUAAACCUCAGAACUUAACGGUAAUCUUAACAAACGACGCAAACAAAAAAACCAAAAAAGACAAAAAGAAGAAGUCAGACAAAAGAGGCAAAGACAACGCUGAAAAGUCAUCUAAGAAACGGAAACGUGAUAAAUCCCCAGCCCCUUCGAAGGAAGUGUUUGCUUCCGGCAAUAACAUCCUGGUUAGCGUUAGCUUUAAUAAAGAUGCGGACAAUAUCAGGGAUGUGCAAGCAUCUCGAAAACGGUACGAGGCCACAUCGGAAUUGACUACGAAACGGCUACGCAAAGAGCGCGAGAAGAAGAACAACAGUAACUUAACAGGAACCAGCAGCGCUACUCAUGUUAGAUCUGAAAAAACCGAGCACAAACAAAAGUUGGCCAACGUGAAACCAGUCGCUAUCAUAGACCUAGAGUUGUCACCUUUUCGAGAACUAACACCAUCCCCCCAAGACAUCAUCGUGUUAACUGACAGCGAGAACGGCGACAGUAAUGAUCAUAUUCUUGGUCUGCAAAAGAACGUCAUCAUGUGCGACUCGUCAUCACAACAAAUAUCCAGUCCUCCACCUCCAACCAUAAGUGCUUACAAUUCAGCCGGUCCAAAGACCCCCCCUGAGCCACAGGUUAAGUUUUCUUUAAGUUCGAAACAGUCACAAAUGCGUCCGAUCAUUAAUCCACUUCACGAACCUGACGACGUUGAUGAUGAGCCCAUAGAGCCGCGUCGCGACGAAGAAGAAAAUCAGGUAAUGCACAAAGGUCCCAAUACGCCUCCGGAACCGCCUAACUCGCCUCCGAGUUCACCGGAUGCUUACGAUCCAUUCGAUCCGACCAAGUCACGAACACCGACACCCGAGCCUGCAGAAAAAACAACACAAUCGAAUAAUUCGUCCAUACCGGGCUUGGAAGACACCAAUACAGACGGUGACAAAGUUGGAAGUGGAGGGUGUGUGGUAUCCAACGUUCCACCUCCAGAUGUACGACCUGCAGAUUCGCAAUCCAGUUUGAUCCCAUCAACUCCAGACGCGAAAACAUCUCCAGAACGAUCCAUAGGCGUAAUAAUUAAUCAGGUGGUGAUGCAGAAUCAACAACAAACUUCUGCGUUCCUUUCCAGUCAACAACAACAGCAACAACCCCUUACAGUGGUAGCGCCUUCUUCUAUGAUCACAUCGACUCCUGUGAGUGCUCCCCGCAUAAACAUCCUUAGUUCUGCAAUAUUACCUUCAUCGAACGUGUCCUCCUCGUCAGUUAUGUCACAACGAAUAGUAAUACCAACUACAAAUCGUUCGAGUCCUGUGAAUAAGGUGUCACCGUCGAAGAUGUCUACCAAAGGAGGUUUGACAACUGCACAGCCCCCCGCAUGGAAAGAUUCUAACAAGAAAGAUGGGACGAAUCUCGAUUUUGACUCUCCAUACUCUCCUGGGUCUAGCGAUUACGAGGAUCUCUUCGAACCUCCACCAGAGUCUGGAACAAAAAGCAUUAAGACAUCCAAGAGUGUAACGGCGACCACAGCUGUCGCUACAACCAGUAGUAGCAACAAGACGGUGACCUCAAAGAGUCAGAGUGCUUUCGAUCAGCUAUUUGGAUCCUCGCCCCAACCUCCCCUCUACAAAGUUAAAAGUAAAGGAAAUAAAGUUCCGUCGAAAGUUAAGCCUUCCAAGACAAACCCUAAGCCGAAACCCCAACAAACGCCUAGCAAAGGAACAAAACUUGUAGGAGUGAAAAUGGAUGAAGACAAUCUGAAAAUUCUUGACGAAUUACCAAAUUCUGCUGUGGAAAUGCAGGUCAAAGACAAGUUCCUCAAAAAAUUGAAUAGACAAGAACGAGUAGUGGAAGAGGUGAAGCUCGUGCUGAAACCCCAUUACAACAAGAAACAUGUCACUAAAGAGGAGUACAAAGACAUUUUGCGGAGGGCCGUUCCCAAAAUAUGCCACAAUAAAUCUGGAGAAAUAAACCCGAAGAAAAUUCAAGCAUUGAUUGAGGCCUACGUACGCAAAGUUAGACACAGUAAAAAAGUGACUUCUAGUAGUUCUGUAAAUCCUCAAAAAACACAAGUAAUAUCGAAUUGGCUCUCCAAAAUAAACUAAGGGGUGAACAAGUAACGACUUAUCACUUUACAAAUUAAUAUUAAUGGCGCAAUUUCAAUCUUGUAAAUAUAUUUUUAAAUAAGAAUUUAAAUUGAAAAAUAGAU
Messenger RNA from Agrilus planipennis (emerald ash borer), 6116 nucleotides. RefSeq names its product PHD and RING finger domain-containing protein 1. Bases 142 to 6012 code for a protein of 1956 amino acids. The transcript has 8 exons. The record is from RefSeq and is a predicted model, not a curated record. NCBI's taxonomy places the organism in Eukaryota, Metazoa, Arthropoda, Insecta, Coleoptera, Buprestidae.